Molecule: messenger RNA, 2031 nt
Organism: Dicrocoelium dendriticum
Lineage: Eukaryota; Metazoa; Platyhelminthes; Trematoda; Plagiorchiida; Dicrocoeliidae
Source: the annotation of a GenBank genome assembly
GAUGUGGCCUUGAAAAAUGGCAAAAUAUUGCUCGCCUUAGCAAGUUAUCGCGAUGUCUGGCUGGUUGCCAUCAGAAACAAUCAAACCCGUUAACACCGACUUUCAAAAACGCUAUAAAUUAGCAGAAUUUAUUUUUCGACAUGUUGACUACGAUGAAUGCGUUGCGCAAGCAGACGAGAGGAAGUAUGGUCGAAUCCGUAAACUUGGAGAUCUUGACAAAAGUGCCAUCAUUGAUGAAAUAUGCAGAAAGAAUUUGUCGCAUCUAAACGUACCUACCAAACUAAUUUCAGCUCGUUGGGGUGAUUCGAGUGACUACAUUUUUAGCUCGAAGGGGCUGGAAAAACUGGUUGAAAGCUAUUACAAAACCAGAUCUGUGCGUCCUGCAGGCUCCUUUGGAUAUGUAAUUUCAGGGAAUAAACUCACAACUGAAAAAACACAACAUGCGCUUAGAAAAUACGGUUGUAUAUCAAAGCAUAGCCAACCGUUUUUUAAACUAGUCAAUGAUCCGAAUUAUUAUCAACGUGCAAAACAAACGGAGGAAAUUGAACGUAUACUUGAAUUUAUGUGGCUUCCCAAAAGACCUAUUGAAAGUGUUGGACAGUACGCCAUUGCCAAACACGCGUCCAUCCACUACAUCCUGUCGACACACGCCAUUCUGCCAUCGUCGGAGUGCUUCACACCGGAUGAUAUUCAACGAAUCAUGCAUUUGCCAAUGGAAUGGAUUGGAGCCUUACCAAGACAUGAAGAUACUCGGUGCAUCACAAAAUUUAUCGCCCGGUUUGCUGAACUAUUUUCCCGAAAGCCAGCUUUAAAACAUACAGAAAUGGAAGAUCCCUUGGAUAGACAUGCUCGCAGAUGCGGUCAACGUGUCUUCAUGGAUAUCAUACGCUACGCUUCGAGUGGCAUACGACCUGCCAAACCAGACAGGUCGACCGUCGGAAGUGGUGUGCGCCAAGAUAGUGAAGAACGCUCAGAGGAAUCUAGCGAACUUGAUGUGAUUCCUCCUUUGGAUUGGGAAGACCAGCUAACUAGGAGCAACGUAAAGAUAAUCGAUAUGCCUCCCUCACCAGAAAAGCCUCCCAAAGUUACGCCUUUGGGACGCCCUGUGCUGAAUCCUCCGAAGAAGCAGGAGCAUAACUUGUCUGAGGCGCUGGAUGAAAACACUAUGAUGAGAAGGGCAAACGAAGUACUGCGUUCCUUGGAGUCGACACAUCCGAAAAAAAUUCAAAAUAUGAAUCAUUACAAACGCACUCGUAGAUUACAAAGAACCGGAUUCAACAUCGGUAGUUUGUCCCCCUGGGAUCCCGUGGUGGCAAAGCUGGACUUACCCAUCGCAGAACAAGUGGCCUUGGAGGAAAAACAAUUCAAAGCAUUAGUCGGUAACUUGCCCCACAGAAUAUUUGGCAUUGAUGAACUGAUGAUAAUUAGUAAAAAAGUACUAGCUGGAAGUGAUGUAAGAAAUGCCUCUGCACAAUGGAUAAAAGAUCCAACAGAGGAACACAGGCAGACGAAAUGGACCGUCACAUGGGAUCCCAACCGCCGGAUAUAUGUGGAGAACGCAACUAGGUUUGGUCGUCUACCACCCAUUUCCUACUUCUAUGAUUCGGCGAUGAAUGCAACAGCAAAGAAGCAUCGCGCAUCAUACUAUCCGACAUGGAACUAUUCCAACCUAUCGAAUUACAGUCUGUAUGCUCGUCGUGGAAUUUCGCUGAAGCAAACCACAAGAUCGCAGCAACAACUCGCAAAUUCCGCUUCAACUUCAAGGAGUCGACGAAGCAAGUCAACUUACAGAACGCGCACUAGCCAACCAACAAGUCAAGUAUAUCGCUCAAGCAAACAUGGAACUGCGUGAUUAACCAGGAUUGUUUUUGGAGCCGGGAAAGAGAUUGUUCAAAACCUUUGCCUUUGCGUCACACUCCCUCUACGUAUUGGGGGCAAAGUUCAGCAUGCUGUUCUGCUUUACAAUACGACGCUACGAAUGCAAUUUGUGAAGUACUGAUCCAAGAGAAUGAAAAAAUAACCGCAAUCUUC